Molecule: messenger RNA, 1977 nt
Organism: Drosophila arizonae
Lineage: Eukaryota; Metazoa; Arthropoda; Insecta; Diptera; Drosophilidae
Gene: Ance-4
Product: M2 family metallopeptidase Ance-4
Biological process (GO): proteolysis
Cellular component (GO): plasma membrane
Molecular function (GO): metallopeptidase activity; peptidyl-dipeptidase activity
Source: RefSeq, a predicted model, not a curated record
CGAACGCACCGUCGAGUGGUGCAAAACUUAAAGUGCUUCCUCAAACCAAAUCGAUGGCUCAGGCUCUGUCACUGCUGCUGCUGCUGCUGCUGAUAGCAGCCAUUGGCUGGACAACGGCUGCCGUCAGCUCGAGCUACGAUCGGCAGGCCAAGACGUUCGUGGAUCAGUCGAGCGAGCGCUACUUCAAGCUCUACCAACAAAUCGCCUCGGAGACAUACUCAGCCAACGAUGAGGAGGAUUUCGAGGCGCUCUUCUCCAAGCUGACCAACGUGAAGCGCAUCGCCGACGAGCUGGUGGGCAUCUCGCGUGAGGCGAGCAACUUUGACCUGGGCAAAGUGAACGAUGCGGAGCUGAAGCUGGCGCUGCAGGAGCUGCGCACCGUGGGUGAUCUGUUCGUGCUGGGCGAGGAUUAUUUCUCGUCGGUGCAAAUGAAUCUGGCUGCGUUGCAGAAAAUGUCCACGGACAAGGACAUUGAGCCGUAUCUGGGUGGUGCCAAGAUGCCCAACGAGGACGACAGCCCGCUGGCCUACUAUCCGGACAUCCAGAAGAUUGUGCAGCGCAGCAACGAUGUGGACGAGCUCAAGUACUACUGGGAGACGUGGCGCGACAAGAACCAAAUCUGGGCCUCGGUCAACUUUUACACGAUUGUGCAGUCGUACCAGAAGGCAGCCCAGAUACUGGAGAUACCGGUGCAUCAGCUGUGGUAUCGCUACGACAGCCAGGAGAUGCUGCAGCAAAUGGAGCAGGCCAUGGCGGAGCUGCGGCCCGCCUAUCAGCAGCUGCACGCGUUUGUGCGCCAGGAGCUGCACAAGAAAUACGGCAGCGAUGUGGUCAACGCCAAUGGCCCCAUUCCUGACCAUCUGUUCCAGCAGGUGCUCGAGCAGGCCUGGGAGGAGGGCAGCAUCAUUGAGUCCUACUUCCCUCGCAAGGAUCUGCCCCAAUACGACGAGUUCGUCAAGCAUCUGAGUGCCAAGGCGCUCGUCAACGAAUCCGAGAGUUUCUAUACUUCCCUGGGCUUUGCACCACUCAGCGCUGAGUUCCACAAGAAUCAGCUCAAGGAGCCAAACGAAGACACACCCGACGACGACUGCCGCCCCUCGCUCUUCGACCUGACCCCGCACGUCUACAUGAUGUACUGCGAAAAGGUUAGCUUCAGGAAGUUGAUGCAAUACCAUGCGCUUAUGGGCCGGGUUUACUAUGCCGAGCAGAAGAAGGCGCUGCCCUCGUACUACUUCAAGGCCUACAACCUGGAAUAUCCCGUGGGUGAGGCUGUGGUGCUCUCUGCCUCCUCGCCCACUCACCUGACGGGCCGUGGCCUGGCCAAGGGCGUGCAGUUCACGGAGCAAACGUUGAUGAAUCGUCUGUUUAGAAUGGGCAUUCAUACGGUACUCAACAUUCCGCUCUACUAUGUGCAUACGAAAGUGAUGCAUGAUCUACUCAAUGGCACCGUCGAUAUGGAUACAGUGAACAAACACUACUGGCGACUGCUGGAGCAGCAUGCGGGCAUUGAGCCGCCCACGGAUCGGCCAGAGGGCGCCAUCGACUUCCCAUACAAGUUCUACGUAAACAUCGAGCAGAACUAUCAAACCAAGAAAUUCAUUUCGGAAAUCCUGGGCUAUCAGUUCUAUCGUUCGCUCUGCCAACAGACCAACCAUCGCGGACAGCUGCACAAUUGCGAUUUCUAUGGCAACUUCGCUGUGGGCAACAGUCUUAAAGCCAUGAUGUCCCUGGGCUCCACAAAGCCUUGGCGUGAGGUUGUUGGCAAAAUAUUGCCCAAAGGCACGGGCCUGAGCAGUCUGGCUCUAUUGGAGUACUAUCAGCCUAUUGUGAACUGGAUUGAAACGCACAACAAACAGACGAAAGCUAAGAUUGGCUGGAAUUCUACAGAAAAAAAGGUCGUUUAGAGGCACUUUUGAUGUUUGCAUUAAAACUAUUUAUAAGCAUUUGCUUGAACUCAAUAAAAACUUGUUAUAUAUA